AUGACCUCAGACUCGUCGACCAAAUCGACCCCGUCCUCCCAGACCCUCCAGAACAGCCCUCGCUCCAUGACGGAGCUCGAGGCUCCUCCACAACCCAAGUCGGACAACGUCCAAUCAGCGAAACAGAAACGGGUGAGGACUGGGUGUUUGACGUGCCGCGAACGCCACCUCAAGUGCGAUGAGGCCUUACCAAACUGUCAGAAUUGCCUCAAAUCCAAUCGAAAAUGCAAGCGCGGCGUGCGCCUAAACUUCAUCGACAUCCACUGCCAGCAGCCUCCGUAUCUAGUCCCGCGUACGCGCGACUGGAAGGUCACUUUCCAAGAUGACUCGCGCGACAUUGCGUCUGAGUAUCAAGGAGGCCUCGAGAAAUAUCACGCUCUUGAACCGGAGCCCAAGCGGCAAAAGUUGGACGUGUCGAGUGUGACCUACGACUACAGUCAGAUUGCAGCUCAAACCAUCUCUCACCAGCAGCUUUCAGCUCAUCAAUCCUUUUCUCAUUCCUAUCCCGAGACGGCACAGGCCAUGUACUCCAACUCCACGGCACAAGCUUAUGAUGACACAGCGAAUGCCAUGGGAGCUUACACAGAUGCAACUCAGGCAAUGAGGCAGUCUUACCACCAACAGACCAUGCUUACAUCCAUCGACCACGAACAAGGUUCCCCUCACCUGGAGGACCGGAACGAGGUUCUGUACAUGCAAGUCUACGUGGAAGAAGUGGGCCUAUGGAUGGACUCGAUGGACGCUGAGAAGCACUUCUCACGUCUCAUUCCCUUCCAAGCACUGAAGGAACCCAUGUUGAAGUAUGCCUUGUUGGCUUGUGGGGUCCGACACCUCACGUUGGUCAACCCAAUCUACCCAGAAGAGCAUGCAUUAAACUACUACAACAGUGCAACGCAGCUACUGCUGAAGGCACUACAGAAUCCAGAUCGAGAUAGUGUGCUGUGCGCCACUACAGCCACCAUUCUCAAUGUCUACGAAGUGAUGUCGGAGAAAGCUCUGCAGCGCAUGAACCAUAUCGCCGGGGCCCGUGCCCUCAUCAAGGAGUGUCGGUGGGACGCCACAUCAACGGGCAUCGGGGCGGCUUGUUUCUGGCUGAAUGUCGGGCUGGAACUGUUUAGCUGCUUGCAUUUCAACUGGGCCGUGGCGUGGGAUCCCGACACUUGGGGUAUUGACAUUGCCAUGACCCCUCAGCUUGGUCCCGGACACGAAGAAGAUUGGGCACACAGGAUGUUAUGGAUAUUGUCCAAGAUCACCAAUUUCAGAUCAGAGGCUCAGCGGCGGUACAACGACAGCAGCGUACAUGCGGAACAGAUGCGCUUGCACCAGCGAAACAAACAGUGGCUGGGCCUGAAGUUCUUCUGUGACCGCUGGCAUGAGUGCGUGCCACCCACAAUGCAUGCCCUUGCAUACGUUCCACCUCAGUUGACGGCAUCCAAGAGUGCGUUCCCUGAAGUGUGGUUCAUCAAGAGGGCAACCAUCGUCGCGAGGUUAUUCUAUCAUACGGCCAUGGCGUUGCUUGGUUCAGUUCAUCCUUUGGCCAGCAUGCACCCACAAAAGGCAGAGGAGAUGCAGGACAUGAGGCUCCACCAUUCACGACAAAUCUGUGGCAUUGUGGCCCAUGUCAAGGACCGAGGGGUGGCAUCAGCUUCUAUUCGCUGUCUAGCCGUGGCCGGCGAGAACCUCACCAUCCGGAGGGAACAGGAAGAGGUGCUGCAGAUCUUCGACCGUAUCAAAAAGGAAACAGGCUGGCGUGUCGACUCGAUCCACGAUGAACUGAGGGAGAAAUGGGGCUGGACCAGUAAUGCUCAAGACUAUGAUACCGUGAGCUCGGCCUCCACGUACUACGCACCCUCGAGACCUUCGGCCACUUCGGCCACGCCCAACGCAACACCCCCUCGUGCCAAAUACCCCAGCGGCAUUGUCAACCCAUUGUACCAAAAUGCCGAUUUUUCAGCGCAGAAUCCGCCGUACCAAGGAAAUUAUGUGCCUCCUGCUGCUGGGCAUGUCAUGCAUAACAACACACAGAUGUACGGUUAUUCCGGUAUUGCAGCCAUUUGA
This is a messenger RNA of Fonsecaea nubica, 2058 nucleotides long. RefSeq lists its product as hypothetical. The coding region runs from base 1 to 2058 and encodes 685 amino acids. The record is from RefSeq and is a predicted model, not a curated record. Gene Ontology annotation, molecular function: zinc ion binding; transcription cis-regulatory region binding; DNA-binding transcription factor activity, RNA polymerase II-specific. Gene Ontology annotation, biological process: positive regulation of transcription by RNA polymerase II. Gene Ontology annotation, cellular component: nucleus. The transcript has a single exon. Lineage: Eukaryota; Fungi; Ascomycota; Eurotiomycetes; Chaetothyriales; Herpotrichiellaceae.